Messenger RNA from Notolabrus celidotus (New Zealand spotty), 5081 nucleotides. RefSeq names its product testis-expressed protein 2-like. The record is from RefSeq and is a predicted model, not a curated record. Bases 833 to 4393 code for a protein of 1186 amino acids. Gene Ontology annotation, molecular function: lipid binding. NCBI's taxonomy places the organism in Eukaryota, Metazoa, Chordata, Actinopteri, Labriformes, Labridae. The transcript is spliced from 13 exons. Gene Ontology annotation, cellular component: endoplasmic reticulum.
GCAGCCUGUCCAAAUAUAUAUCGCCAGAUUUAUCAAGGAGAAAUUCGGAUGGACCUUCUAGCUUACCAGAACCACUGAGCACCCGGUGGAUCGGAUCCAAGAGCGGGUUGUGUUAUCGUUAUCAUGAAAAUAUGUCGUUUUGUAGAAAAGGAUAAAUUAAGCCCAUGUUUUUUUGUUUUCGAGAUACUGGCUGCCCCCUUGCUGAUGUAGUCGCAGGUCUUUAAAAGGCUGCUGGUUGUGGUUGAGGAGGGAAAUCCGCGUCCGAUAGGGACACUGCAACGCCGUGACGCAAUUCAGCCUCCGCUGCUGCAACACAAUACAAUUUGAAUCACCAUCAAAACGCCGACGACGGGAUGCUUCUUCUUCUUCCUUCUUCUUCUUGUGGGUGUAAACAGAUUUUAAAUGGCAAGGAAGAGGAGGGGGUGUGGCGCUGACCAUCUCCCAUUCACCAAAACAACACACGCCCAGAGAGCCCGUGCAUCUGUGCCGUAAAGAUAAUAAUAAAAGAAGGAGCUGUGCAGAGGAUCGGGUUGGAUCUCUGUCUGCUCCGGACUGUCGCUGGGUACACAGGCCAGCUGGCCAGCCAAGCAGCCUGCCAGCCCCUCGGCAUCCCACCGCAGGCUCUCCACGCAAGAGGAUCCUCUCCAUUACGCAGAUUCAACGCCUGGAUGCAGAGAGGACCAGUGGCCCUGUACACGAAGAUGCGAUAACUACGGCAUGUUAGCACCAUGAUCCAUGGCUGUGGGGUUCGGGGUGUCUGUGCAGGUUGUGUUGCAAGAGGAGAUUGAAUGCCUCUAACAUCUCAAGGCUGUGAGCCCUGUGCAGGGUGGUGAUGAGCACUCAGGGCAGCAGCAGCAGGGGAAGUGGCCAGCAUGCCGACACUACUCCCCCCCGCCAUGCUACCGGACCCAAGCUGCAGGUGCAGCGCUCCCUCUCCCGUGACACCAUCACCAUCCACUUCUCUGCUCUGGGGAAAGAAGAAGAUGAUGAGGACGAGGAACUAUACGGGGUCCCUCUCGGAUCUGAUGGAGAUCAACCUGGGCUCGAAGAUGCUGGGGGGACCCAGGGUCUGGAUGCUUCAGCGGUGGAUGAACAGUUAGUCACCACAGGCUUGGAGGCAAAAGAGGAGCUAUUGUUUGAAUCCGCUGAUGUGGAGACCUCCUCAGGAGCUGCUGUUCUCCCUGUUUCAUCCACCACCCUGUCUGUUCAGCUAUCAGACCCUCCACCACACACGCCCUCUCCAGCCAUGACUAUUAUCUCCACUUCAACCCAUUCCUAUUUAGACUCCGACACUCCUGCCAGCUCCUCCUGGCCCUCUGAGCGACCCUCAGCCAAUCCCCCCUCCACUAGCUCCAGCUCCUCCUCCCCUUGCAAGUCUGCAACACUGCCUUCCUCCAAACCGUUCCUCAGCUUGGUCAGGUCUUUGUCCAAUGACGUAGAAUCUCGAGAAACCACUCCUGCACCUACUACAAAUGCACCACCACACACGAGGCACCGUCACUUAAUGAAAUCUUUUGUUAAGUCUCUUUCCACGGACACUUCAAAGACUGAACAUCAGGAUGGGCCUCUGCUUCACUUUCUUCAUCAGCCCCCUCAUCAGCAACAGCAAGUUCAGUUAUCCCAGCGGGCUCCACCUCGUAACAUGCAACUCUUCAAACAGUUCUCCCAGCCUCGCCUGUCCUCUUGCCCUGUCGUUGUCACACAAGCAGGUGGCGACUCUAAAACAGCCCCUUCUUCCCCCAUCAUGUCCCCAGAUGGUAGGUCUUUCUUCAAGGUCCAAGAGGUGGAGGCCAGGAUAGAGGAUACAAAGCGGCGGCUAUCGGAGGUGAUGUCAGACCCCCUGCAGCUUUUUAGUAAGAUCAUGGGGGAUGAGUCAGGUAUGGGAGCUGCUGGAGGCCACACUCAUCGUGCUAAGUCGCUGUCCUCGAGUGCGUCGGAGCUCAGUGGAAUUACUGCGGUAAAUGGACACGCAGAAGGUAACAACAACUACAGCAUCAAGGAAGAGGAAGGUGCAGAAGGCGAAGAAGACGAGGUAGAAACCCCCACAGGAAAGGGUCCUGACUCUGUUUUUUUCUCCUUCCCAUCACUGGCACCGGCUCCAGUCCUCACCCAAACCACCUCGUCCACUUUUCCCAAGUCUCCGUCCUUCACUCUGGGCCGAUGCUCCAUGUCCGCCCUGGUAGCUAAACAAGAAGACGAGGACUUCUGUGAACUGUACAGCGAAGACUUUGACAUAUGUACAGAUACAGAAACAGCAGAUGGGGAUCACCCUGGGUCCCGGCAGCCUCAUACUGGUAGCACUGGGUUGUGUAGUGAACUUGACACAGAGGAGGAGGAGAUUUUUGAGGAAGAGUUGAACUCUGUGCCUGUGACUAGUCUCAUUUUCCUGACACAGUUGGUGUACUGGUAUCUCGUCCUCCCAGUGCCUCCAUAUGUAUGUGCAGUGGUGCAUGGGAUAGUGGCAGGGUUCAUGAUAGUUUUACUGAUCCUUUGGUUUUCCUCUUCUGGACACUCCUCAAGAAGAUGGAGGCGAAGGAUAGAGCAGUGGAAUGUGUCCCAGCUGGACAUCAAAGAACCAGGAAUCUUCAAGGGCUGGAUGAAUGAGAUCCACAGCUAUGACCCAGAGAUGUAUCACGCCACCCUGACCCACUCUGUUUACGUCCGUCUGGAGGGCUCCGUCCUGCGCCUGUCCAAGCCCAACAGGAACAUCUCCCGCCGUGCCACACACAACGAGCCUAAACCUGACGUCACUUACAUCAGCCAGAAGAUCUAUGACCUCACCGACAGCAAGAUCCAGCUGGUGCCUCAAAGCUUGGCCAGAAAACGAGUCUGGAACAAGAAGUACCCAAUUUGCAUCGAGCUAGCCAAGCAGGAGGACUUCAUGUCCAAAGCCCAGGGAGAGAAGCCUGAAGCUGGGGAGGAAAAAAUUACUGGGCUGGUUGAAAAGCCAGAACGAACAGACAAAUGUGAGAGAGCUGAAGUUUUAGGAUCUGCAGAGGAACCCAAGAGGCCAGCAUCUGGUGCUGGAGAUCUGACUAUUUACCUGUUUGGGAGGACGGGUCGGGAAAAGGAGGAGUGGUUUCGGAGGUUUCUGGUGGCGUCCCAGGUGAAGUCAGAGGGGAGAAGUGGCAGUCUGCCUGGCAUCUGCAAGAGUGCCUUCUUGCCCUCCCACAGCCGCAGCAGCAGCACCCAGUCUGGUGGCGGCCUGGAAGCUGACAGCAGGAGCAGCAGCCGGGGAAGCCUGGAGGAGCUGUCUCAGGCCCGCCUGUCCUGUGCCUCCACUGGAGGUAUGAGGCAGAAGAUGCUGUUGGACUAUAAUGUCUACAUGGCCAAAUAUGUCAACCCCCAAGCACCACAGAGAAGUCCAAGUGCCACUGAGAGCCCCGGAAACAGCCCUGAGAGCAGCCCCAAAGCUACCAAGAAGAUUCGCAGGUGUUCAGAGGAGACUGUGGAGCCUGAGGCCUGGGUGAAUGCUUUUCUGGGAAGAAUUUUCUGGGACUUCCUUGGAGAGAAGUACUGGGCCAAUGUAGUCUCCAAAAAGAUCCAAAUGAAGCUCAGCAAGAUCAGACUGCCGUAUGUGAUGAAUGAGCUGACUUUGACCGAGCUCGACAUGGGCUUUUCUAUUCCAAAGAUCCUCCAUGCCUCUAAACCCUCUGUGGACCACCAAGGCCUGUGGUUUGAUCUGGAGGUUUCUUACACGGGCUCCUUCCUCAUGACACUUGAGACCAAGAUGAACCUGGCCCGUCUGGGGAAGGAAGGCGAGGGGCUCGGGGAGCACGGGAAGGAUUGGCCCAGGCCGCGGACAUACUGCCUGGCAGACAGCGAUGAGGAAUCAUCCAGUGCUGGCUCAUCAGAUGAGGAGGAUCCCCCAGAACUCCUGUGUGACAAAGCUGUCCCCCCUGGAGGCGAGGGCUAUGUGGGAGGCCACAGGCCCAGCAAGAUCAUGCGCUUCGUGGACAAGAUAGCCAAGUCCAAGUACUUCCAGAAAGCCACAGAGACAGAGUUCAUCAAGAAGAAGAUGGAGGAAGUGUCCAACACGCCUCUGUUGCUCACGGUGGAAGUGCAAGAAUGCCGCGGGACGCUAGCUGUCAACAUCCCACCUCCCCCCACGGACAGGAUAUGGUAUGGUUUCCGAAGUCCGCCUCGCCUUGAGCUGAAAGCACGGCCUAAACUUGGUGAGAGAGAGGUCACUUUAGUUCAUGUGACUGACUGGAUUGAGAAGAAACUGGACCAGGAGUUCCAGAAAAUAUUUGUGAUGCCAAACAUGGAUGAUGUAUGGCUACCCAUAAUGCACUCUGCCAUGGACACACGUUCAAAUACCAAUUUGGUUAAUGUGACAGAUGAUGCCUUGAAGGACCCAGAAUCCAAGGACUCUUUGGUCUCGGACAUGUGAUGACAGACAUUGUAUCACCAUGGCAAUAGGACAGACUCCUUCGACAUUUUUGCACCAGCCUGAUGGCGAAUCAUGAAGUGCGUAAACAAACCGAGAGGCGUCAGUGAGCUUGUUCAUUUUAUGGAAAAUGGAGAAUUGUGACUCAUUGAUUGUCAUCCGAUCACACAAUAUUUAUUUGUGUGGCGUCAAACAUUUUGCUCAAUUUUCCAGUGAAAUACAUUACAUGGGGCAUGUUGAGACCUUUAAACAAACGUGUGUAUUUGUGGAUCGACAAAUAGCCAUCAGAUUUAAGUAAAAGAACCAGAAUACCUGUGAUGUACAGCAGCACCAAACACAUAGGUUGUACUGUUACAACUUUUUGUGCAACCUUUUUAGUUGUACAAAAACUCUGCGAUGACUUUGAGGCCUCGAAUGACAUCAUAGAUGAAUUUGCUGGAAGCCCCUGCAUCUACUGAUACACAUCUCACAGGGAAAUCAAGACUCAUUCACCCUCCCCCAUCCACACUGCUGCCUGUGCCAGCCGCCUAUAUGCAAACAGAUCAACGGUAAUGUGUCCACAGCAGACACCGGGUCAGUUUAAAUCCACUUUGGACACAGGUUGUGUGUUUUGAAUAGUGUGGUAGGGUUUAGAGCUAACACUGACUUUGGUGGAGUGAUUAAAAACAUAUCUGCAUACACAGCAGCUGAA